CAGCUGAAGGACUAUUUUUGGGUGAAGACGCCGUCACUCUACGAGCUGCCCUACGGCACGAAAGGAAGCGAAGACGUCCUCCUGCGCUUGCUCUCCAUCACCCACUACUCCCUGCCCGAGAGCAUCCAGAGCCUGAAGUGCCGGAGGUGCGCGGUGGUGGGCAACGGCCACCGGCUCCGCAACAGCUCCAUGGGGGAGACCAUCAACACGUACGACGUUGUGAUCAGGUUGAACAACGCCCCGGUCCACGGUUAUGAGCAGGACGUGGGCUCCAAGACCACCAUGCGCCUCUUCUACCCCGAGUCGGCCCACUUCAACCCCAGGACGGAGAACAACCCCGACACGUUGCUGGUGCUGGUGCCCUUCAAGCCCAUGGACUUCCAGUGGAUGGAGGCCAUCCUCAACGACAAGAAGAGGGUUCGGAAAGGGUUUUGGAAACAGCCCCCGUUGAUCUGGGACGCCAACCCGGAGCGAGUGCGCAUCCUCAACCCUUAUUACAUGGAAGUAACUGCUGCUAAACUGCUCAACCUCCCCAUGAAGCAACCACGGAAGGUCAAACAGAAGCCCACCACGGGGUUGUUGGCCAUCACCUUGGCGCUGCACUUCUGCGACCUGGUGCACAUCGCGGGCUUUGGCUACCCCGAUUCGGCCAACAAGAAGCAGACCAUUCACUACUACGAGCAGAUCACACUCAAGUCCAUGGCACCCAACGUCUUUGUAGUCAUGGUGGGAGAGUUGGAUCUGGUUUAUGUGCGAGCAGAAGGGCUCACGGGUUCGGGCAGGGUCGUGUCCCUCACGUCAG
Fulmarus glacialis (Northern fulmar) is the source of this 802-nucleotide messenger RNA. RefSeq names its product ST3 beta-galactoside alpha-2,3-sialyltransferase 4 (gene ST3GAL4). The transcript is spliced from 7 exons. Gene Ontology annotation, biological process: glycolipid biosynthetic process. Lineage: Eukaryota; Metazoa; Chordata; Aves; Procellariiformes; Procellariidae. The record is from RefSeq and is a predicted model, not a curated record. The annotation marks the transcript as partial. Gene Ontology annotation, molecular function: sialyltransferase activity.